Molecule: messenger RNA, 879 nt
Organism: Ailuropoda melanoleuca (giant panda)
Lineage: Eukaryota; Metazoa; Chordata; Mammalia; Carnivora; Ursidae
Gene: CLDN34
Product: claudin 34
Exons: 2
Coding region: 24-668 (214 amino acids)
Cellular component (GO): bicellular tight junction
Molecular function (GO): structural molecule activity
Source: RefSeq, a predicted model, not a curated record
AGUUCCCCACGUGCGCGGCCGCCAUGCUUCUCAUCAAUAGCGCCAACGCCCAGAUGGCAGCCUUUGCUGUUGCCACCGUGGGGUGGGUCCUCACCACCAUGUCCAUGGGCCUCGUGGAGUGGCGACGGUGGUACUUGAACAGCACCUCUCUCUCCCCCUCUGGCCUGGUGUGCGUGGGGUUGUGGAAAGUCUGCCUUUACCAACGUGUCGGGGACUACAGCAGGGCCAGGUUUUGUUACCAGUACAGCUACCGUGAUACUGGCCUCCCUCUCGGUCUUCGUAUUUCUCAAACUCUCCUGCUGGUCGCCAGCAUUCUAGGCCUUUUGGGGAGAACGUCCGUCAUCUUUGCCCUUAGGAAUGCGUACGCGGGAAUUCUUCAGAAGAGUGCCACCUUCAGUCCAUUUACUGCUUCUGGAAUUCUGAACCUGGUUUCCAGCAUCUGUGUCUCGAUCGCUGUGGUGUGGAAUUACCGCUCUGUGAUGAACGGAGAGGGUAUUACCUUCCCCACUUCUCUCUCUCUACCCCUCAAGCCGAGUACUCAGGAGAUUGGCAGUGCCCAUCUGGCGGCAUGUCUGGCUGCCUUCACGAUGGUGUUGAGUAGCUUGCUGUUCCUCUCUUGCAAAUUCCACGCGGUUACCCAAGUGCACCUUGAAACCGCAGAGAUGUAAAAUUCCAGUUGCGUUGGCUUUGAGAAUCCAGGAUGACCAAGAGUUUAUGAGAAGUUUUAGCAAAAUGUGCUGUCAUACAUUUCCAAAGAUUCAAGACCAUGUUAAAGNGUUUUGGGCAGAAGGUGGCCAACUAUUUCCUUACUUUACCUUCUGUGUCUUUGUUUCAUCGAUUCACCAGUUCAUUGAAUUGAAAAUUCCAUUAAAAAAAAAA